AGAACGAGGUUACAAAAGUGAAUAUAUUUAGAUCUGUCGGCGAUAACGUAACUAAAGUGAAACUUUUAUUUCUCAAAGUUUAGAAGCUAUUAGAUACCGUAUUGUGUGUUUAGGGGUUAAAGAAGAUAGCUGAAAGGAUUCUAUUUAUUUCUCUUGUCAACAUCGUGCACGACAUUCUCAAGGAAGCGGCAGAACCGAUUCUAAAGAUCAGCCUCGAACGAGUUGGGAUGCGUGCAGGCCGGUCAGAAUUGAGGAAAAUGGGUGAAAAGUAAGCCGAAACUGAAGAACUGUAGGAGCAGAAAUGGGUUGCACCUGUUGCAGAAAAUUGUUUGCUAGCGUGAGGAACAGAAGGUUUCUUUUAGGGGUAUUUGUGUUGUCAUUGGUUGUUGUUUUGUGGGUUGGCUCAUCGGAACUCACUAAGUACAUCUUUGGAAAUCUGGAUUUUGACAAGCCAUUCUUUACAACAUACACAAAAACAAUUCUUUUCAUGUUCUACUUUAUUGGUUUCCUUUUCUACAAACCAUGGCAGCUUCAAUGUGGUCUUUGCAUCAUGCAGACCGCACCUCUGCAUGUAAGAAAGCAGAAACAUUUUGGGAGAGAGGACCUGAAUGAAUCCUCAAAAAUAAACCCCACUAUUGGAUCUCUGAAUGGCUCAAAUUAUUCUUCAAGAUCAGCAUCACCUAUUCCUAAUCAGUUUCUGACUGAUCCAACUUUUGAAAACAUGACUGAUGAUGACAUGAGUUUGACUGGCAGUGAAAUGGACAUUGCUGACCAAGCAAGGAGGCAUGUUAGAUUCAACAGGACAAGAGAAAUCAGGCAUCUUACAGAAAAAGAUUCACAUGCUGCAAUGUUAGCAAGACUGUCCUAUUCAAGCAUUGAAGAUUUAGAGGAAGUUCUUAAUACUAUCAACUCUAGAGUUCCAUUUUCGGACACCAUCAGACUUGCUUUCGUUUUUUGUGUUUUGUGGAUGUGUGGAUCGUUCUUCUACCAAGCUGCUCUAGCACACACAUCUGCGGCAGCGACAAACAUACUAUCGUCAACAUCAGGCUUCUUUACUUUGAUACUGUCCUCAAUCUUUCAAAGCUCUGUUAUGGACAAAUUCUCAUUAUCAAAACUUGUUGCUGUUGCCGCCAGCAUUGGGGGAAUUACAUUAGUAUCGCUAUCAGAUCCAAGCAACCAUGGGAGCAUAAACGAAGGGGCGAUAUUUGCGUUGCUAUCAGCUCUGUGCUAUGCUUUGUACCUCGUGUUGCUUACUAGAAAGGUAGGCAAGGAAAAAACUUUGGACAUCCCUUUAUUUUUUGCUUUUGUUGGUCUUUUCGCUGCCCUUAUUUUCUGGCCUGCGUUUUUUAUCCUGCAUCACACUGGCGUAGAGAAGUUUGAAAUGCCUCCUAACAAUCAAACAUGGUUGUUCAUUGUUGUGAAUGGCAUUUUUGGUACUAUCCUUGCAGAACUUCUGUGGUUGUGGGGAUGUCUCCUAACCUCCUCUGUUAUUGGAACGUUGGCCUUGGGCCUUGUGACACCGCUUACAAUGCUUUGGGAUAUCUUAUUCAAUAAGAUGAAAUUUUCUUGGAUGUUUCUUGGCGGGACAAUUCCCGUUUUUCUCUCCUUCAUUGUCGUCACUAUAUUGGGCCAUUAUGGGGAUUGGGACCCAGUGAUGGAUGCCCUUAAAGCUUGCUGUAGAGUUUUUCGUCGAUGUGAGAAGGAGGAAAGUGUCCGAGAAAAUGAGGAACAAAGCGAGAGUCUUAUAGAAAACGAAGCUGGAUCUUUUGGCGAAGUCGAAAUCAAGCAGUCUUGACAUUUUAAUUGUUAAAAUGCAUUUUAAUUACAAACAAUCUCGGUGUAGAAUUUGUAAAUAAUCAUUUGUAAUUUUUAAUUGUUUGCUGUAUAGGUGAUUUAUUUGCAAGGUUUAUUUAAUUUUCUUAGAUAAGACUAUUUGUAAUGUGAUGAAAAAUGUUGUUUAAGUGCAAUGGUAGAAGUGCAGAUUGCAGUCAAAUUUGUAUUAAAAGGUUUAGAGCUAAUGUUUGCACUGGUCACCCCCCCCCCCCCCCCCCCUGCUUACUAUACAGGCUGGUAAAGGCCCUAUUACAUUCAUCGCAAUUAAUCUGCCUUCAUAUAUUUGACAAUCAUAGUAUUCACCCUUAUUUAUUGACAUAUGCCAAAAUGUCUAACAUCAGCCGCGUGAUAUUUUAAAUUUUAUAUGUUAAUUUUUGUGGUUCACGCCCAUACGCUUUCAUGAUCCAAGGGUGACUCCUUUUGCAAGUGGUGAGCCAACAAAAAGCUACAUAUUAUUGUAAAUUGUUACCAAAAACAAGACACGUCAACUCUUUCAUAUACUUCAUCAUGAAGUAACAUCAAGGCCUCAUUUACCCAGGGGUGUUGCAGAUGCUAAACUUGUAGGGGAAGGGGCUUAGUAUCGACCUUGCCUGGACAUUAUUCCGUCAAUGAGACAACUGCACAAAUGGAGCCUAAUAUGUGAUCAAUUUUGUCUGAUUAGGGGGGUUGCAUCCUUUCUCACCCCUUUAUCUUCUAUGCCUAUGCUUUUAUCGAUCUCUUAACUUUCGUUGAAGUAUGAUAUUGUGAAAGCGACAUUCACAACAAAUUAAAUGGUUCUUACCGGUUUUGAGCUAGUUUACAGGUCUCGUGAUAGAAAUAAGCUUUUAAUUAAUAGAAAAAGGGAAUUACGUUUAAAUCAUUAGUUAUAGUUAGACGUAGGUUAUUUAGAUACAAUUUUUCUGUAAAUAUUUGUCGGGUGAAAUGACUGAAAUUUUCAGUCACACUACCAAUCGUAAUAUAAAUAAAUCGCAAAAACCCGGUGAUGCAUUUCUUGUUUUUCAUACUUUCGUCAUUUUAUUGAAUAAUUUCAAGCUACUUAAAAAGUUAUUAAAGUGUAAGAAUCGUGAAAUCAACCAACAUAAAAGCAUAAUUUGUUAUGUAA
Molecule: messenger RNA, 2935 nt
Organism: Rhopilema esculentum
Lineage: Eukaryota; Metazoa; Cnidaria; Scyphozoa; Rhizostomeae; Rhizostomatidae
Product: solute carrier family 35 member F5
Cellular component (GO): membrane
Source: RefSeq, a predicted model, not a curated record